AUUAACUGAAAGUGAAUUAACAUGAUUCACGAGUUGUUGCUGGCGUUGAGCGGAUAUCCGGGGACCAUUUUCACCUGGAACAAACGGACAGGUUUGCAGGUGUCCCAGGACCUGCCCUUCCUUCACCCCAGUGAGACCAGUGUCCUGAACCGACUCUGUAAACUGGGCUCUGAUUAUAUUCGCUUUACAGAGUUCAUAGAACAACACACUGGACAUGUUCAUCAACAAGAGCAUCAUGCGAACCAGCCCAACCAGACUGGACUUCAUGGGAUUUACUUGCGGGCUUUCUGCACAGGCCUGGACUCCAUGCUGCAGCCCUACAGACAGGCCCUGCUGGACCUCGAACAAGAGUUCCUUGGAGAUCCACAUCUGACAAUAUCUCAUGUGAAUUAUAAGCUUGACCAGUUUCAGCUGCUGUUUCCCUCUGUGAUGGUGGUGGUGGAGACGAUAAAAUCACAGAAGAUCCAUGGCUGUCAGAUCCUGGAGACGGUGUACAAGCACAGCUGUGGGGGGCUUCCUCCUGUUCGCAUGGCUUUAGAAAAGAUUCUGGCAGUGUGCCACGGUGUGAUGUACAAGCAGCUUGCAGCUUGGAUGCUGCACGGUUUGCUGCUGGACCAAAGCGAGGAGUUUUUUGUGAAGCAGGGUCCCAGUGCAGGAGGAGCUGCUGCCAACCAGGAAGAGGAAGAGGAAGAUCUGGGGCUGGGAGGUCUGAGCGGGAAGCAGCUCAGAGAGUUACAGGACCUGCGGCUGAUCGAGGAGGAGAACAUGCUGGCUCCAUCUCUGCAGCAGUUCUCCCUGCGAACAGAGAUGCUGCCGUCUUACAUCCCCAUCCGAGUGGCUGAGAAAAUCCUCUUUGUGGGAGAAUCGGUUCAGAUGUUUGAAAACCACAACCACAGCCCGUCUAGAGCUGGCUCCAUACUGAAGCACCAGGAGGACAUGUUUGCUGCCGAGCUGCACAGACUCAAACAGCAGUCGCUUUUCAGCCUGGUGGAUUUUGAAAAUUUGAUUGAUCGCAUCAGGAGCACAGUGGCAGAGCAUCUCUGGACGCUGAUGGUGGAAGAGUCGGAUCUGCUCGAACAACUGAAGAUCAUAAAAGAUUUCUACUUGUUGGGUCGUGGAGAACUCUACCAGGUUUUUAUUGAUCUCGCGCAACAGAUGCUGAAGACGCCUCCAACAGCCGUCACUGAACACGAUGUAAAUGUGGCCUUUCAGCAGGCGGCUCAUAAGGUUCUGCUGGAUGACGACAACCUGCUGCCUCUGCUGCACCUCACAGUCGACUACCAGGGCAAAGACAGCAAAGAGGCGUCGGGCCCCAGAGACGGAGCCACUCCUCCACAGGAGACGUCUCCCCGCGAGGUUCCUCCAACUGGCUGGGCAGCUCUCGGCCUCAUCUACAAGGUCCAGUGGCCGCUGCACAUCCUCUUCACUCCUGCUGUCCUGGAGAAGUACAACGUUGUGUUCAGGUACCUGCUCAGUGUUCGGAGGGUUCAGUCUCAGCUGCAGCACUGUUGGGCUCUACAGAUGCAGAGGAAACACCUCAAGUCCAGCCAGACGGACGCUGUGAAGUGGAGGCUACGCAACCACAUGGCCUUCCUGAUUGACAACCUGCAGUACUACUUGCAGGUGGAUGUGCUCGAGUCUCAGUUCUCUCAGCUGCUUCAGCAGAUCAACUCCACCAGAGACUUCGAGAGCAUCAGACUGGCCCACGACCAUUUUCUCAGCAACCUGCUCGCCCAGUCCUUCAUCCUCCUGAAGCCGGUGUUUCACUGCCUGAAUGAGAUCCUGGAGCUCUGCCAUAACUUCUGCUCGCUGGUCAGUCAGACUGUCGCUGCUCUGGACGAGAGAGGAACUGCUCAGCUGGACAUCCUGGUCAAGGGUUUCAGACGCCAAUCAUCUCUACUGUUUAAAAUCCUCUCGAGUGUGAGGAACCAUCAGAUAAACUCAGAUCUGGCUCAGCUGUUACUGCGACUGGACUACAACAAAUACUACACCCAAGCUGGAGGCACGCUGGGCAGUGUUUAAGAAGAGCACGAAGCAUUAGGAUUCAGCCAUCAAUGCUAAACUGAACAGAAGAAGCUCCCAUCACCACAACACUGAUAGUGUGGCAUGUCUAUUUAAAAUUAUCUUUACAAACUUAAAGCACCCAAAUGACAAACCGUAUUUUCUCACUUCACUCUAUUGGUGUCCAGUUUUGUGCACAGAUGAUCUAAUAUUCGCUUGUGAACUACUUCAGUACAAGAAAAAUGAACAAGAUUUGGUUUGUUGAGCUCACAGCACUUAAAUUACUUUGAAUAUCUAAUUUAAGGAACAGUUUUUUGCUUUCUUGCUGAGUUAAAUGAGAACAUACAAACCACAGUCACGUCUGAGAGAUGAUUAGCUUAGCUUAGCAUAAAUGCCUUUCAACUGUGCCAGCUGUUCAUCAAUUAGUCAACUAUUACAAUGAUUGGCAACGCUUUUGACAAUAGAAUAGCUGACUUUAGUAAAUUCU
Stegastes partitus (bicolor damselfish) is the source of this 2488-nucleotide messenger RNA. It is a transcript of the gene tubgcp4, whose product is annotated as tubulin gamma complex component 4. The transcript is spliced from 18 exons. NCBI's taxonomy places the organism in Eukaryota, Metazoa, Chordata, Actinopteri, Pomacentridae. Gene Ontology annotation, biological process: cytoplasmic microtubule organization; spindle assembly; microtubule nucleation. The coding region runs from base 22 to 2022 and encodes 666 amino acids. The record is from RefSeq and is a predicted model, not a curated record. Gene Ontology annotation, molecular function: gamma-tubulin binding; microtubule minus-end binding. Gene Ontology annotation, cellular component: spindle pole; microtubule organizing center; gamma-tubulin complex.